ACCCCACUAGGUCACUGAACUUAUGCACAUUAUUCACUUGGAGUAUCAAUGGAUCCAAAGAACAUUAUCAUGAACAAUGAUUAGUAUGCUCCAGAACUUCAAUCUUGUCGAGACGAUUACAGCCUCAAGAAAGAAAGGCAGGGGUAAAUCACACUAAUGUUACUUGCAGAAAACAUGUGCUUCCUUCUAUUUUUUGGGACGGGGAGGAGUAAAACAAUUAUGACGUAUCAACUUCUUGUGGUAGACCAGAUUCAAUUUUCUCACAUUUAAGUGGCGUCUGUUAGGUUUUUUUUUUCUUUUUUUUAAUGGUGAUUUUCAAAUUAUGAUUUAUACAGUUUGGUGUAUUAUUCACGUAUCCAUGAUAGAAAUCAAAAUAACUUUUUUUGAUAAUACUCAUUGAGUCGCUAAAAUUCAGACCGGUAAAACAAUUAAGACGUUCUCCUCAUAGUAGAACUCAAAAACUUCAUUCAAACAAGUAAAACAGGCGCAGGAAUGUGAUAAUUGAAACCAAAUUAUUUGUCGAGUAAGUUCGGGACAUUUUUGAAAAUAGUUCGGGCUUGGCCCAAGCGUAUUUUGUUCAGAAACUUAUUGGAUCAGAAAACAAAUCCUACAGAAUGCUGGGCAUCCAACACGAAAUAACUUAAUAAUAGGGUCCUCGAUCUCUUAUUUCCUGAAAUUCUUAAAAUCAACCAUUAACCUGAGCCAAUUCGAGUUAUUUCCGAAUUUCUAGGGUUAAGCUCGCAAUUGGGAAAAUGGCGACGACGAGUAAAUUCUUCGCCUCACUAGCGAGGAGGACGACGGUACUGAAGCCAGUCGAUCAGCGAAUGACAUUUUCAGCGUUAUCGGCGUCAACAUCUCCGGCCGGAGGAGGGGCGCCGAUGCCGAUUCUAUGCGGCCGAGGGGAUAAGCGGACGAAGAGAGGGAAGAUUUUCAAAGGGUCGUACGGGAACUGGAGACCAAAGAAGGAGAAGAAAAUCGAACGAAUCAAGGAUAGGCUUGAGGUUCCGAGAUCCACUCCUUGGCCUCUCCCUUUCAAACUCAUUUGAUUUCGUGUUAGUUUUUUCGUUUUCACUAAAGUUUAGUAAAGCUUUAUUGCAAUGUUAGUGGUUCUGCCUUAAUAGUACUCGAUAGAGAUUUUGAAUUGAAUUUCGUUUGCCCUUUUCGCAAGAAUGUGUACAUUUUCAAAAUAAAGAAUGUUGAAAAUGUUGUGGCUGUUGUUACUCUUUGAUUUUGAGCUGAAGUUUUCCCUUCCAGAGGAAAUUUAGGGAAUGAUUGAUUGUUGAAAUUUGCUGUUUGUGAUUAACUUGUGUCAAAAUGGAGUAUCGGGAUGUUAAUGGUUGUCCUAAGUUGUGGCAAUGGAAUUUUGCAAAGCAGACUGUUUGAUGGAAUACUAUGGGAGUGCCAGCUUGAAGUUUUGUCACACUUCCCCGUUUGGAUUGUAUGGGCUUUGUACUAGUGAUGUUGCUACACUGGAAAAAGUUAGCUGUACCAACCGUUUUUUGUUUCAUACGACAGGGUAGGUAGGCAUAUGGCUAUUCAGAUCAUAUGAUUUCGACUUGUAGGAAGAGGCAUUACAUUCUGUUGUGUUAAUUUUUGUAUAACUUGCUGUGACUGGGAUUUCCAGACUCGCCACAGUGAUAUGGCCGGCUUGAUUUAGUUCGCAUUUCAGCCAUAUCUGAGACUUAAGGCUGAUGAUUCCUUGAAAAUGCUGAUAUCAUGUAUUCAUAUUUUGCUAGUAGAUUGUGCAUAGAAAACCUUUAUGGAGCCAAUGCAUCGUAUCUUGAGGAACAUACUUAACGAGCAUGUAGAAGAGGACUAAUUUGUGCAUACUUGCUGUGCUGCCGUCCUUCUGAAGUCAUCUUUUCUUUGCUUCUUUUCUUUUUGCAUGAGCUAGAGACUGUUGUUGGUUGAUAGCAAAUAAUUUACAGAUACCUGAGGGGCAGUGAUGCUUAGGCAUAGACUGUUGUUCCAGUUGAGUAACUUAUUGCUUGAUUUGGGGAGUUUAUCUUCGUGGCGAUGCUAUAUCUGGUGUUUGACUUCAAUGUUCAUUACUUCCACUGGGUUUACUUAAUGCUUUCAAUUGGAAAUGGGAAG
Messenger RNA from Oldenlandia corymbosa var. corymbosa, 2094 nucleotides. The record is from the annotation of a GenBank genome assembly. NCBI's taxonomy places the organism in Eukaryota, Viridiplantae, Streptophyta, Magnoliopsida, Gentianales, Rubiaceae.